UGAAAGAGAAGACAAGACCAAGGAGCUUUGAAACAACCAGACCGUGCAACUUUUACUGACUUGAUAUUUUAAAGGAGAAAUGAGCAUCAGUACAAGUAUGGAUGUUUUGAAGAUUUUCCCAUUUAAUUUAAUGGAGGACUUGGUGAUUUUGCCUCUUAUGUUUAUUACAUGUUGCUGGGAACAAAGAAAAGGAAUCUUCAUUGUUUUGUUGACCUCUCAAAUAAGAGUGUGUAAUGGGGACCAAAAUAAUUUAGACCCAGGAAGGGACCCUAAAGUUUCAGAUGGUUCAUUGAACACUGCUGAAAGGUUAUUCGUUUGUGCAUUUGUGAUGGCUUUAAUUUGUCUUCUUAUAUUUAUAUACCUGCUGUGUAGAGAAUGUCAAAGUAAACAAGGGGAGAAGACUAGAGUUGACAGUCCAGGAAGUCAACCUCUGAUUCAAAAUUCAGAAUUAAAGGAAGUUCUAAGUAAGCCAGAUCAUAAUUGUACAAAGAGCUUAAAGCUACAAGAAGAUUAUAAAUGUACAAAGUGCUUAAACCUACAAGAAGAAUUGUUUAAAAUUGUGAAUGAAGUAGAGGAAAAGGGAAUCAUUCUUAACUCAGUGUGGGAUUCAUAUCUGGAAAAUAAAGCUGACAUAAGCCUGCCCGAAGCAGAACACCUUGACAUUUUGCAGUCUGCAGAUUCAUUACAUGUUAGGUUGUCACAAAAUACACAAGGACAAGACAACUGGCCCUGCAUUACAGGCACUGCCUUGUCACCUGGAAGGAGUCACUACUGGGAAGUGGAAGUUGGUGAGAAAAGCAGCUGGGCGAUUGGAGUGGCAUCUGAGAGCAAAAGAGAAAGCAAAUGCAUUCCUGAUACUCCAGAAGGUGGAUUUUGGAUCAUUCGGCUGUGUAAGGGAAAGAGCCUUGAAGCUGUCUCCAAUAAAGUCAUUAAACUUCAAAAAGAAAAACCCAGGAAAGUGGGAGUGUACCGGAAUGGGAAUUACGUGUCCUUUUACAAUACAGAGGUCAAACAACGCAUUCAAAGAUUUGAGAUUAAACAGUCUCAAACAUUAUAUCCUGUUUUCAGUCCAGGAUUACAUGACAGAGGUCCUCUGAUCAUCAAAAAAAGAGUAUAACACAGAGUUGAUUAACUUAUGAAUCUGUUCCUCAGUUUCAGAUAUUACAAUUAAUUUAAGCUCUUAAAGGUUGUCAGCCUACGGUAAGGGCCCACUAGUGCACACAUCCACACUUGCAAUCCACUCAUCAGUGUAGAACUGCUAAUUAACUAAAAUGAAUAUCUUUUGGAAAUGGCAAGGAAAAAAAAAUAUCCUGAAGAAAGGACAUGUAGACAUGAAGAGAACAUGCAGGCUCCACACACACAGUGAUUAGACACACGUAGUUUCCAAACAGAGGAUGCUGAAUCUGUGAGGCGAAAUCUUGUUGCCUCAUUUUCAGAUAAGCUCUUUAAUAUUCAGUGGGCAUUUGUUUUCAUUGUGAAAUUAAGUCUAUCGAAGCAGUUUUUUUUAUUAGACAAACAUUUUUUUUAUGUAAAGUAAAUCUAACACGGUUUAUAAUUUAUGAUAUUUAAUGUUUUUUGGUAACAUCUCUAGUAAUAAUCUGCAGUUUUCAUACCAAAGCAGGUUUGAGGCUUAUAAUAUUCAUGGAUAUGAGAUUACUUUGAAUAAUAUUUAACAAAUAUCAACAUAGAGUGGUUUUGAAUAUAAUUCUUAAUGUUUAUUUGCACAUACAGUAUAUACAUUUUUAUGCCAAUGUAAAUUCUAUAAGACAUUAUAUUUAGAAAUCUCUCUAUGUGAUCUAAGCCUAUUCAAGAAUAAGAAUGCUCUCUAAGAAUAAGUUGAACAAAAUUAAAUUAAAAUCAUUAUUUAGUAUUUAGUGUCAUCUGAUAUUUUAGAUUAAAUUGGCUGUUUCAGUUGAUAAGAAGAUUUGGUUAGGUUUCUAUAGGCAUUGCUUAAAAUGAUCAUUUUAUCUGCUAAAGUAAUGAUUCCCUAUACUCGGUAUAUCAAGUUGUCCUUGUUAUUCAGAAAUAUUUGUUUGUUGUAAGGUUUUCCUCUUAUUUAGUGCCAUAAAGAUAGGGCCCUAUAUUAACUUGUAUAUAAAUAAUGUUUUUCAUUUUACUAUCCCUGUCUAAUUUUGUUUUUGAGAUAAAGAAAUAAAAUACCACUAGAUAUUUCAGACAUUAACAUCAGUCAUGUACCUUGACACCUUUGCUUGUUCAUAAUUUCAACUAAUACCAAUGAGGUUAGAUAAUAUCAAUAUCAUAUUUUAUAGUGCAUUCUGAGAAAAAAAUUAUAUGCAUAACUAUGCAAUGAAUUUAAUUUGGUCGCUUCAGUGCUCAUCAAGAAAUAUUCAGCCAUCAGUUUGAUGAUUUUAACUGUACAUAAAGCAUCUUUGUAGCACUGCUACAGUAGAUUUUAUCUUUCCAUAACGUCCCUAUAUACUUUACAUCAAUGAAUCUUUA
Messenger RNA from Polypterus senegalus (gray bichir), 2460 nucleotides. Its product is annotated as erythroid membrane-associated protein-like. Bases 80 to 1117 code for a protein of 345 amino acids. Gene Ontology annotation, molecular function: protein binding. NCBI's taxonomy places the organism in Eukaryota, Metazoa, Chordata, Cladistia, Polypteriformes, Polypteridae. The record is from RefSeq and is a predicted model, not a curated record. The transcript is spliced from 16 exons.